GUGGGGUGUCCUUUAGUGGUAGAGCACUUGGUGUGCAGAGGCCUUGGGUCCCACAACACUGCAAACACAUUUCAAUCUUAUUUGAGGAAGCAGUGUCUUUGAUCGAAGUCCUUCCUCGCUGAUGCUUCUGUACCAUCAUCUGUCCCUUAGCUCCGCAUCGGCCCCUUGUCAUUAGACUAUUGCUGAACUGAUCAUUUUGACAUCCUGAUGUGGGUCUGUGUGGAGUGAAGAUGUAAGCCAGGAAGAUGACAACCCUGCAUUCGGUAGUUGAGUGCAUCCAAGAAGCUCAGAGCAGGGAGCAGAUCUGAAGAGAAACUGAUGGUCUCAAAUACUGGAACCUGGUAACUAGAGAGAAGACUAUCAUACAUUUUAAAAUUAUGGCCGUUACCAAGAAUUCUCUUGCCUAUAGUGUGUGGAAAAUGGUUCUGUCAGGAUCACAGAACCUUCUGAGUCAUAAAGUUUUGCUUUAGUUUGUCUUCUAAUGUUUAGUUCAAAACUUUUUAAAGCUGUUAUUCUAUAUUCAAAGGAUACAUAAAGUCCCAUACUUUCAAAUUAAAUAAAUUAUUUAUAGAUUACUUUAAAAUUGUUUGUAUUUCUGCUAUUGAGAUUUCCAAUUUCAAACUGUCCUAUGCCAUAGGCUCUCCAGUGAACAUUCCAGUUUGCAAAUGUCAAACAUUUUUAUAUUAAAUUGUACCUUUGAUGAGAGAAUGAAUAUUUUACUUAUGCUGAAUACAUUUUUGUAAUCUGGCAGACUUGGAGGCAUGCCCUAGUGAUGACAAUGUAUUAUGUACUUUUCUGGAAGAUGGAGCUAAGAUUUUAUUUUUAUAGAGUUAGGUAUACUUAUUUUAACACAUGGUAGAUAAGUUUUUUUGAGUAAAGAAUUAUAACUUUCAGCUGUCACAGAAGAGUAGAAUAUUUAUUAUUACAGAAUUUAUAAACCAAUUAAUUACUGAUUUUGCACUUUUUCUAUUUCUGCCAACUAAAAUUAAAUGGCGAAGUCUAUCUGAGUUUUGACACACACACAUACUUUGCUGUGUAAACUUUUGUAGUUGAUUUCUUUAAGCAAAUCAUAGUAGUGACAAGCAUUCAAAUUUGCCCUUACAUCUAUGAAGACACAUUUGUGCCAUUGUUUGCCCUUACCUCUAUGAAGACACAUUUGUGCCAUUGUUUGCCCUUACCUCUAUGAAGACACAUUUGUGCCAUUGUAUGGUAUGGUCUUGCUUGUUUGGGUAGAACUUACAGCAAACAGCUCUUGCCAUAAAGACAGUAGGAAGGUUUAUUCUGAACCAAACAUGAGUGACCACGCCCAGAAACAUUAAUCCAGAUUACACGGAAUGACUUAAACCACCACAGAAGUCACAGUAGCCCAGUUUCAAGUCAGUGCCCGUGCGUGAUGCUCUGGUGGGGAUAUCAGGUAAGUAGCUUACUGCACAGUGGUGGAGUCUCCCUGCCAGCUUAGCAUCUGUGUUGGUGCAAACUCCUGGGCUCUUUUAAUACAGUCCAAGAGGUUUUACCCUACACCCCAAAGGAUGUUAAAUCAUAGAGGCAGGCAACAAAGAGCUAGCAAGGGGACUAAAGAUAGCCCAAGAUAGACUUGGUCUUUGACCGAUACUAUUCUCCACAGCAUCGAAGUGCUAAUCAGUGGGUCUGCAGAAUCAACAGCCUUCCUUCCAGGGAGCUCCAGUCCAUAAAGGAAAAACUGGAUUUAGAUCACUGCAAGAAAAGGCUGCAGAAGCUGGUUGGAAGGUGCAGAAAUCCAGAAGGACAUUGGGAGCAGGAGGAUGGAAAGCUGGUCUCGAGCAGAUGCAGCCCCCUUGGACCCGUGUGAUCCCAUGUAUUACAGGCUGACUCGAAAUCUUCAUGACCUCCUGCCUCGACCUCCUGGAGUCGGGAUUACAGACGAGCACCUGCGGGCCGUCUUCUGAGAUGCUGGGGACUGAGUCCAGGGCCUCUGGCAAAUGAGCUGCAUUCUCAGCCACUGGUCCAGUGAUCAAACAUGGAGCUGCAGCCCUGUGGUUAGAGUGUGCCAGUUCCGGCCGCAGGAGGGACAAAAGACGACUUCUCCGGCUUACUCCAUCCCCGGCCUUUGUUCCUCAUUGGCUGGGUCGGUCGAAGCCUUGCCUCUUCCGGUGGGCCCCAACAAGGGGGCGGAGCUCUGUGAUGCACACAUGACGCACGUAGGGGUAUAAAUAGUGGGCGGGCCGCGCGCUCUAGCACAGGAGCCGCCGGCGAGGGGGCCAAGAGGAAGCUUUAUUGAAGCCGGAGAGAAGGUGGGCCUGGCCUGGCGCACGGGCGCCGGCUGAGCCCGGAAGGCAGCGGGCCGAGAGCGGCGGGUGGCCAAGCGGAGGGGGAGACGGUGGUCGGGCGGGAGUCCCGCGGCCGAGUGUGGCGCGGAGUGCGCCAUCGAUGGCCCCGAAAUCCGCGGACAAAGGGCCGCCGUACCCCACCCCGGUAGUGUCAGAGGGGCACAGUCCAGAGGAUGAGCCUUCCUAGAAAGAUCCCUCCUGGCAAGGGCUUUUGAAAAAUGAAGAGCAACUAAGCUCUCACUUUUGAACAGCCCUCCGUCAGCUGGGUUGGUGAGAGGUCUGAUGCCACAUCGCUGCUGCCCCGCCUUUUCCCAGUCAGGAACGUUCCUAGGGACAGUCACACCCCUGGCUUUCAAGUGUUCCUAAACCGAGACCUGGUACUAGCACCAUCUCACUGCUGCCGCACGGUUGGUAGUACUAACUACUAAGGAUGGGUGCUGUAUCUGCUGCUCCAUUUUGCCCGCCUGCCACUCGCUUUGAAAGCUGCCCUGGGAUGUUUAUUUGAAACCGAAACCAAAAGCAUAUAUACAUAUGUAUAUUUAUGUGCGUAUGCUUAUGUGUUGCAGAUCACUGCCAUUUAGCAUGGUAAAGCUGCAUUUGCCCCAAAAGAUGGCUUCAUUCGGUAACGCACCUGAUGAGUAAGGGACCAAACAUUUAAUUUCGGUAAUGCACCUGAUGACCAUUUAAUUGUAGUCUCAAAAGUUUUGCUUGGGUCAAAACUUGUUUUGGUAAGAAUGUGAAAGGUGCUUCUAAAUAAAAACAUUUUGCUGUGGCAUAUUGUGUUUUUAUUAAAAGUUGGCUCUUGAUAUAUUGCAACAACUAAACCAUGCCACUUAGUCCCGCGAACAUUAAGGGUGAUAGGGUAUGAUUUAUUGUCAAAGUAGUCUGCUCUUUAUCAGUACCCAUGGGAAGCAUUCUUAAGGUACUGUGUCUAGAACAGCUGUGAUUACCCCAAAGCAACUGAUUUUUUAAAAAACAAACCUCAAAGUCUGAAUCAUGUUAGCUCUUCUUUCCUAUCUGGUGGCUCCUUGGUAGCUCAGGACCCAAUUAAAUAUCCAUAUUUAGGAAAGCAAAAGACUAGCUAGCAGCACUGUGAUUUUCUUUCCCUUACUAAAAAAUUCAAUUUUUAAAACUUAUUUGCAAGGUUCCAUGUUUCAGAGUGAACACACAAUUUAGGGCUGACAAACUCUAAACCCAUGAGAAUUAUAGGUCUAGAUGUGUCCAACUUGCGGCCUGUCUUAGGAUAGCUAUGAGUGUAACCCAGUAUGUUUGUAUAUAACAACCCAAUGUCAAAAACUGGGACAACCCCUAGUAGCUUAUAUAACACCCAAGGUACCACUUGACAGUCAUCAAGGGAAUGGAUGUGGUGGCCCAAACACUCAGGAGGUAAUGUUGAAAUUACAGACAUCCUGCCAAAAUGAUUUCUUCAAAGCCCAGACUUGUUGUACCCUAUGGCCUCAAGACUCUGCUUGAGGGAGUCAGCAGGGCCAUUCUCAAAACCAACCCGACAAACAUCACCCAGUUUGCAGCAGUUUAUUUUAAAGAACUCAUUGUGUUUAGAGAAGGGAAUUCAUCUUUGGAUAUAAAAGAUCUGAUUAAACAGUUUCAUCAGAUGAAAGUAGAGAAAUGGGCAGAAGGAGUGACAUUGGAGAAGAAAGAAUGUGUAAAAGAACCGGGAAGGACACCUCCAGUUUCCUGUGAACCUACACGAAUGGAAAAAUCCACAGACACAGAGGAGGACAAUGUAGCUGGACCACUGUUUAGUAACAAAACCACCCAGUUUCCAUCAGUUCAUGCUGAACUCCAGCCUGAGGAGACAAGUGAAGGAGUUUGUGGUCCUUCUUCCAAACCAGCCACACCGAAGACCACCACUCCACCAUCCUCACCACCUCCAGCACCCGUCUCUGCAGAGUAUGCCUAUGUGCCGGCCGACCCAGCUCAGUUUGCUGCCCAGAUGUUAGGUAAUGUUCCAUGCACAUAUUCUGAAGUUUUAAUGGUGGACGUGGCAACGAGUACCCUGGACUCACUGAGUGCAGAGUGUGAUGAAGAAGUCGUGGUGUCUGCUCCUCUGGUGUACUCUGGAGAGAUGUUAGCAGUGCAGGUUAUGAGCCAAACAUCUGCUCAGGCAGUUGUGGGUCCUAAUUCUGAGGCUGAACCACCAAAGGCUUCCUCAGCCCCCUUGCAGGGUGAACAAGAACCUCCUGCUUACGAUGAAGCUCCUGACACUCAGGUUACAUCAGCUGUUCAUGUGUCAUCUGUAUAUAACGGUGUGCCUGUCAAUGAAGGAGUUGUCUAUGUUGAGCAGAUACCGGGAUACGUAGUUAUCCCGUUUACUGACCAAGUUGCUUGUCUUAAAGAAAUUGAGCAGUCACCACCAGUUAGUCCCAAACCUGUAGAAACCAAGACUUCCUCAGGCAUGGCUAAGAUAUCUGUAGAGUCUCAGCAGAUUGUCCAGGUGGAGAAUUCCCAACACCAGUCCUCAGUGCACAUGGAGGCAGAAGCUACAGUUCUGCUCUCUGACACUGCUUUAGAGGGUCAGCCCGAGGUACCUGCAGAACCCCUGGAUGCAGAGGGCUUUGUCAAAAUAGCCUCUGAGAAUUCUCUGCACUUUGAAGUGGAGAUCGUUACCAUAGACCCUGACAGUCCUGGCCAGGAGGAGUCAGGGGAGAACGCCGCACCCUAUUCAUCCGGUGACCCUUUCCCUCCUGCGCCAGGAGGCUUUACUGAACCUGAAAUCCAACCAGAUGGGGAAGAUGCACCUGAACAGGUUUGAUGAAGCCAGCACUAGCAACAAGCGAAGCAGGACAACCACCACCAUAUUCUAAUAUGUGGACACUUUAUUGUCUAACUGAUAUGAAUCAACAAAGUCGCCCAUCUCCGCCACCUGCACUCGGGCCUUUUCCCCAAGC
Messenger RNA from Chionomys nivalis (European snow vole), 5215 nucleotides. It is a transcript of the gene Cabyr, whose product is annotated as calcium binding tyrosine phosphorylation regulated. The record is from RefSeq and is a predicted model, not a curated record. Bases 3724 to 5079 code for a protein of 451 amino acids. The transcript has 6 exons. Gene Ontology annotation, biological process: sperm capacitation. Gene Ontology annotation, molecular function: calcium ion binding. Gene Ontology annotation, cellular component: cytoplasm; sperm fibrous sheath. NCBI's taxonomy places the organism in Eukaryota, Metazoa, Chordata, Mammalia, Rodentia, Cricetidae.